Lepisosteus oculatus (spotted gar) is the source of this 1340-nucleotide messenger RNA. Lineage: Eukaryota; Metazoa; Chordata; Actinopteri; Semionotiformes; Lepisosteidae. The record is from RefSeq and is a predicted model, not a curated record.
AAACCGGAUGUUUGCUUGUCACAGAACCCUUCGUUUAAAGGAGACCUGCUGCUACCCUGCGUGUGUGUGGUGGGAGUUGUCUGUCAGAGAAAAAAAGUUGCAGGGUGGAAGUGUGGACAAUGGCCUCUGACCCCUUGAUAGACCUGCAGGAUGACCUGUCCAGUGAGGAUCCAGCCAAUACUCUGGAGCAGCUCAAGAUCUCCACGUUGGCAGAGAAGGACUGGCCUUCCGAUGAGACGCAGGAAAUGAGCAAGUCGGACACGGAUGUUUCCAAAAAGUUGGAUUCGGGUCUGCACUUGAAAUGGGAUGAUCCAUACUAUGACAUUGCAAGGCAUCAGAUUGUGGAGGUGGCAGGUGAUGAUAACUUUGGCAGGAAGGUUAUUGUGUUCAGUGCCUGUCGGAUGCCUCCACACCAUGAGCUUGACCAUCACAAACUGUUGGCGUACCUGAAGCAUACCCUGGACCAGUAUGUUGAAAAUGACUACACUCUCAUUUAUUUCCACCAUGGGCUCACCAGUGAGAACAAGCCAUCCCUCACCUGGCUCAGGGAUGCCUACAGGGAAUUUGACCGAAAGUACAAGAAGAAUAUCAAGGCUCUGUGCAUUGUCCAUCCCACCACUUUCAUCAGAACACUGCUUAUUCUUUUUAAGCCAAUUAUCAGCUGGAAGUUUGGAAGGAAGAUAUUCUACAUGAACUAUCUGAGCGAAUUGGAAGAAUACGUCAAGUGUGAACAGCUGGUGAUACCCCAGAGGGUCAAGACUUAUGAUGACAAAAUCAAGGCUGCGCAGAAGGUCUCACAAGCACAGAAACCAGUGCCGCCACAUUCUCCACUGCCAGCCCAGCAAUUCGGGCUCUUCCUCUCACAAUUACAGGAGAAGAGUCCAGAUAAAGACAAAAUCCCCCUGGUAAUGCGAGAGACAAUCAGCUAUUUGAGGGAGCAUGGUCUUCAAACAGAAGGCAUAUUUCGAAGAUCAGCCAAUAUAUCCUUGGUCAGGGAAGUCCAGAAUAAAUACAAUAUGGGGGAAAAAGUGGAUUUCCUCCAGUAUGAUGACGUCCAUCUUGUUGCUGUCAUUCUUAAAACAUUCCUUCGGGAAUUACCGGAGCCCCUCCUCACCUUUCGGCUCUACAAUGACAUUGUCAAUUUUCACAAUGUGGAAAACAGCAGUCAGGUGGCUGUACUCUGCAGCAUGCUUCAGACGCUCCCAGAUGAGAACUAUGCUACUCUCAAGUAUCUCAUUCAGUUCCUGGCGCAGGUAAGAAUUUGUGACCUUCUACAAAAAAAAAAUACACCUUACACCUUUUUGGACAGGAGAAGCGAUGUUUGAAGUAUAUACUAUUUU